AUGGGAGUAGAUUUGAGCAAAUUUAGCGUUCUUAAUAGCCAAUACGAGCAAUCGAUGGAGCAGAUCUUAAACAAUAUAACAGAAAGGAUUCAAAAGUUCUGGUUGCGCAAUAACUUUAUCUACAGUUGGUCUACUUUAAAGAAGAAGAAUGAUCAGUGUUUAACAAUAUUGCACAAUAUGUCUGAUAAGGUACUGCAGGCACAUAAGGCUGUGCAUUUAAAUAAUAAGAAGAACGGAUUAGAAGCAUCAAGUGGUACUAAAUUUAAGGCAUUCUUAGAUCUUCUUUUAGAAUUAUCGAUUGAAACGGGAGCUUUUAAUGACUCGGAAAUAAAAGACGAAAUAAAUACAAUGAUUGCCGCCGGACAUGAUACUACUGCGGACGUUCUUAUGUUUACAUUAGUAUUAAUAGGAUCCUAUCCAAAGGUACAGGAGCGGAUAGUUGAAGAGUUACGAAACGUGUUAGGGGAUGACGACAGGGACGUAACUAAACAAGAUUUAUCUCGGUUAGUGUAUUUAGAAGCAGUUUUUAAGGAAUCCUUGCGCAUAUAUCCAAUAGUUCCAGUGACAGCUAGAAGACUUGAUAAAAAUGUUAAGCUAAAGAAUUAUACACUUACUGCUGGGCGGACAUGUUUUAUUUUUAUUUAUGGUAUUCACCGUCACCCAAUGUGGGGUGAUGAUGCUGAAGAGUUCAAACCAGAAAGGUGGCUAGAUAAAACGACUUUACCUUCGUGCCCUACUGCUUUUGCUGCUUUUAGCAUAGGAAGGAGGGUUUGUAUCGGUGUGUAA
This is a messenger RNA of Parnassius apollo (apollo), 786 nucleotides long. NCBI's taxonomy places the organism in Eukaryota, Metazoa, Arthropoda, Insecta, Lepidoptera, Papilionidae. The record is from the annotation of a GenBank genome assembly.